UUGUCAUUUGGCAUCGGCCUGGCGUUCGUGGACAAAGACAUAUUCACGGACGCACAGGCUGAGCAGCCAGAUGUUUCUCUUCUUGGUAUGCGGUACUCAGGGCAAUCUUGGCAUGACUCACCUCAGCUACAAUCCACUCAAUCCAACUCUCCAUUAGCUCUUGACGCUUCGGUCACCAGGGCCGCUCAAGCAAUGCAAAUCAAGGCAGCAACGUUGGUCAGUACAAUGAGAAUUCAGCCUGUAAGGCUGGCUGGGAGAACUUCCUUCCAUUCAGGGCAUUUGCAACAGACCAGAAAAUCGACUAUGGAGACAAGGACACCAGUACACAAACUAUACUACAACAAUGACGAUGAUGAUCCCGGACUUGAACAGGUUCGCCAGGGGUAUCCCAUUGACGAGAGUGCUUCUCGCAGCGAGGGCACAGCACCUGACCACGUGGCCAAUGCUGCAGCUGGUCUAAGCACACGAGGCAUCUCCGCACCAUCCGGCAAACCAGUCGCAGAAGAUUUCAAGGUUACAGAAUUAGGCUUUGUAGACAAAAAAGACACACAUCAGCGCAUUCUUAUGAGUAAAGCUCUUCCACUAAAUGAACCCAUGGGGCCACUCCUUCUGGAAAAUGAGAGCGCACUGGAGAAGUCAGAUGAGAUUGAGCUUGAAGGGAACGAGAGCAGCCUUGUUUUUGAUGCAAAUAUCUCUGAAGAUAAUGCCUCCAAUGAGACAAUUGAUGCAGUGCGUGCACGUACCAUUGGCUUGAAUGAGACAGCAAGUGAUGACGAGAGUGUCGACAACAGUUCAGAAUUGAAUGCGUCAAUCACAGACAAGUCAGCGAAGCAGAGUGUUUCUGGCAAUGAUUCUCUUGCACUGAACGUCUCAGAAGGGCCACUGCUUCUGGAAAAUGAGAGCGCACUGGAGAAGUCAGAUGAGAUUGAGCUUGAAGAGAACGAGAGCAGCCUUGUUUUUGAUGCAAAUAUCUCUGAAGAUAAUGCCUCCAAUGAGAUAAUUGAUGCAGUGCGUGCACGUACCAUUGGCUUGAAUGAGACAGCAAGUGAUGACGAGAGUGUCGACAACAGUUCAGAAUUGAAUGCGUCAAUCACAGACAAGUCAGCGAAGCAGAGUGUUUCUGGCAAUGAUUCUCUUGCACUGAAUGUCUCAGAAGGGCCACUGCUUCUGGAAAAUGAGAGCGCACUUGAGAAGUCAGAUGAGAUUGAGCUUGAAGGGAACGAGAGCAGCCUUGUUUUUGAUGCAAAUAUCUCUGAAGAUAAUGCCUCCAAUGAGACAAUUGAUGCAGUGCGUGCACGUACCAUUGGCUUGAAUGAGACAGCAAGUGAUGACGAGAGUGUCGAUAACAGUUCAGACUUGAAUGCGUCAAUCACAGACAAGUCAGCAAAGCAGAGUGUUUCUGGCAAUGAUUCUCUUGCACUGAACGUCUCAGACGGGCCACUGCUUCUGGAAAAUGAGAGCGCACUGGAGAAGUCAGAUGAGAUUGAGCUUGAAGAGAACGAGAGCAGCCUUGUUUUUGAUGCAAAUAUCUCUGAAGAUAAUGCCUCCAAUGAGACAAUUGAUGCAGUGCGUGCACGUACCAUUGGCUUGAAUGAGACAGCAAGUGAUGACGAGAGUGUCGACAACAGUUCAGAAUUGAAUGUUACAAUCACAGACAAGUCAGCGAAGCAGAGUGUUUCUGGCAAUGAUUCUCUUGCACUGAACGUCUCAGACGGGCCACUGCUUCUGGAAAAUGAGAGCGCACUGGAGAAGUCAGAUGAGAUUGAGCUUGAAGAGAACGAGAGCAGCCUUGUUUUUGAUGCAAAUAUCUCUGAAGAUAAUGCCUCCAAUGAGACAAUUGAUGCAGUGCGUGCACGUACCAUUGGCUUGAAUGAGACAGCAAGUGAUGACGAGAGUGUCGAUAACAGUUCAGAAUUGAAUGCGUCAAUCACAGACAAGUCAGCGAAGCAGAGUGUUUCUGGCAAUGAUUCUCUUGCACUGAACGUCUCAGAAGGGCCACUGCUUCUGGAAAAUGAGAGCGCACUUGAGAAGUCAGAUGAGAUUGAGCUUGAAGGGAACGAGAGCAGCCUUGUUUUUGAUGCAAAUAUCUCUGAAGAUAAUGCCUCCAAUGAGACAAUUGAUGCAGAGCGUGCACGUACCAUUGGCUUGAAUGAGACAGCAAGUGAUGACGAGAGUGUCGACAACAGUUCAGAAUUGAAUGCGUCAAUCACAGACAAGUCAGAUAAGUCAGCGAAGCAGAGUGUUUCUGGCAAUGAUUCUCUUGCACUGAACGUCUCAGACGGGCCACUGCUUCUGGAAAAUGAGAGCGCACUGGAGAAGUCAGAUGAGAUUGAGCUUGAAGAGAACGAGAGCAGCCUUGUUUUUGAUGCAAAUAUCUCUGAAGAUAAUGCCUCCAAUGAGACAAUUGAUGCAGUGCGUGCACGUAUCAUUGGCUUGAAUGAGACAGCAAGUGAUGACGAGAGUGUCGACAACAGUUCAGAAUUGAAUGCGUCAAUCACAGACAAGUCAGCGAAGCAAAGUGUUUCUGGCAAUUCUUUUGCAUUAAACGUCUCAGAAGGGCCACUGCUCUUGGAAAAUGAGAGCGCACUGGAGAAGUCAGAUGAGAUUGAGCUUGAAGAGAACGAGAGCAGCCUUGUUUUUGAUACAAAUAGCUCUGAAGACAAUGCAUCCAACGAGACAGUUGAUGCGGUGGGUGCAGGUACAAUUGGCUUGAAUGGCUUGAAUGAGACAGCAAAUGAUGCCGGAAGUGUCGACAACAGUUCAGAAUUGAAUGCUUCAGUUGCUGACAAGUCUGACAAUUCGAGUUUGUGGGAGAUGCUCGAUGAAAACGAAAAUCAGAGUGUUUCUGCCAAUGGCUCUCUUGCACUGAACAUCUCAGAAGGGCCACUGCUCUUGGAAAAUGAGAGCGCAUCGGAAAAGUCAGAUGAGAUUGAGCUUGAAGAGAACGAGAGCAGCCUUGUUUUUGAUGCAAAUAUCUCUGAAGACAAUGCAUCCAACGAGACAGUUGAUGCGGUGGGUGCAAGUACAGUUGGCUUGAAUGAGACAGCAAAUGAUGCCGGAAGUGUCGACAACAGUUUAGAAUUGAAUGCUUCAGUUGCAGACAAGUCUGACAAUUCGAGUUUGCGGGAGAUGCUCGAUGAAAACGAAAACCAGAGUGUUUCUGCCAAUGGUUCUCUUGCACUGAACGUCUCAGAAGGGCCACUGCUCUUGGAAAAUGAGAGCGCACCGGAAAAGUCAGAUGAGAUUGAGCUUGAAGAGAACGAGAGCAGCCUUGUUUUUGAUGCAAAUAUCUCUGAAGACAAUGCAUCCAACGAGACAGUUGAUGCGGUGGGUGCAGGUACAAUCGGCUUGAAUGAGACAGCAAAUGAUGCCGGAAGUGUCGACAACAGUUCAGAAUUGAAUGCUUCAGUUGCUGACAAGUCUGACAAUUCGAGUUUGUGGGAGAUGCUCGAUGAAAACGAAAAUCAGAGUGUUUCUGCCAAUGGUUCUCUUGCACUGAACGUCUCAGAAGGGCCACUGCUCUUGGAAAAUGAGAGCGCACCGGAAAUGUCAGAUGAGAUUGAGCUAGAAGAGAACGAGAGCAGCCUUGUUUUUGAUGCAAAUAUCUCUGAAGACAAUGCAUCCAACGAGACAGUUGAUGCGGUGGGUGCAGGUACAAUCGGCUUGAAUGAGACAGCAAAUGAUGCCGAGAGUGUCGACAACAGUUCAGAAUUGAAUGCUUCAGUUGCUGACAGGUCUGACAAUUCGAGCUUGUGGGAGAUGCUCGAUAAAAACGAAAACCAGAGUGUUUCUGCCAAUAGUUCUCUUGCACUGAACGUCUCAGAAGGGCCACUGCUCUUGGAAAAUGAGAGCGCAUCGGAAAAGUCAGAUGAGAUUGAGCUUGAAGAGAACGAGAGCAGCCUUGUUUUUGAUGCAAAUAUCUCUGAAGACAAUGCAUCCAACGAGACAGUUGAUGCGGUGGGUGCAGGUACAAUCGGCUUGAAUGAGACGGCAAAUGAUGCCGGAAGUGUCGACAACAGUUCAGAAUUGAAUGCUUCAGUUGCUGACAAGUCUGACAAUUCGAGUUUGUGGGAGAUGCUCGAUGAAAACGAAAACCAGAGUGUUUCUGCCAAUGGUUCUCUUGCACUGAACGUCUCAGGAGGGCCACUGCUCUUGGAAAAUGAGAGCGCAUCGGAAAAGUCAGAUGAGACUGAGCUUGAAGAGAACGAGAGCAGCCUUGUUUUUGAUGCAAAUAUCUCUGAAGACAAUGCAUCCAAUGAGACAGUUGAUGCGGUGGGUGCAGGUACAAUCGGCUUGAAUGAGACAGCAAAUGAUGCCGAGAGUGUCGACAACAGUUCAGAAUUGAAUGCUUCAGUUGCUGACAAGUCUGACAAUUCGAGUUUGUGGGAGAUGCUCGAUGAAAACGAAAACCAGAGUGUUUCUGCCAAUGGUUCUCUUGCACUGAACGUCUCAGAAGGGCCACUGCUCUUGGAAAAUGAGAGCGCAUCGGAAAAGUCAGAUGAGACUGAGCUUGAAGAGAACGAGAGCAGCCUUGUUUUUGAUGCAAAUAUCUCUGAAGACAAUGCAUCCAACGAGACAGUUGAUGCGGUGGGUGCAGGUACAAUCGGCUUGAAUGAGACAGCAAAUGAUGCUGGAAGUGUCGACAACAGUUCGGAAUUGAAUGCUUCAGUUGCUGACAAGUCUGACAAUUCGAGUUUGUGGGAGAUGCUCGAUGAAAACGAAAAUCAGAGUGUUUCUGCCAAUGGUUCUCUUGCACUGAACGUCUCAGAAGGGCCACUGCUCUUGGAAAAUGAGAGCGCACCGGAAAUGUCAGAUGAGAUUGAGCUAGAAGAGAACGAGAGCAGCCUUGUUUUUGAUGCAAAUAUCUCUGAAGACAAUGCAUCCAACGAGACAGUUGAUGCGGUGGGUGCAGGUACAAUCGGCUUGAAUGAGACAGCAAAUGAUGCCGAGAGUGUCGACAACAGUUUAGAAUUGAAUGCUUCAGUUGCUGACAAGUCUGACAAUUCGAGUUUGUGGGAGAUGCUCGAUGAAAACGAAAAUCAGAGUGUUUCUGCCAAUGGUUCUCUUGCACUGAACGUCUCAGAAGGGCCACUGCUCUUGGAAAAUGAGAGCGCAUCGGAAAAGUCAGAUGAGAUUGAGCUAGAAGAGAACGAGAGCAGCAGCUUUGUUUUUGAUGCAAAUAUCUCUGAAGACAAUGCAUCCAACGAGACAGUUGAUGCGGUGGGUGCAGGUACAAUUGGCUUGAAUGAGACAGCAAAUGAUGCCGAGAGUGUCGACAACAGUUCGGAAUUGAAUGCUUCAGUUGCUGACAAGUCUGACAAUUCGAGUUUGUGGGAGAUGCUCGAUGAAAACGAAAACCAGAGUGUUUCUGCCAAUGGUUCUCUUGCACUGAACGCCUCAGAAGGGCCAUUGCUCUUGGAAAAUGAGACCGCAUCGGAAAAGUCAGAUGAGAUUGAGCUUGAAGAGAAUCAGAGCAGCCUUGUUUUUGAUGCAAAUAUCUCUGAAGACAAUGCCUCCAAUGAGACACAGGUGGAGUGGCCUUCUCUUUCUGGAUUGAACAGUUCGGCCAACAUCAGUGGAGAAGUCUUUGUUUUUGGAACUUUGACUUUGGGUCUUUCAAUUUCUGCUGACUUCGGCCUCUCCCUUUCGGACCUUGCACAAGAGGAGGGUGUCCGUUCUUUGCUCAUUGCAGCUAUCAGCAGAAGUGGAGGUGUGGAAGCCAAACAUGUUGACAUCCUUCGCGUGGAUAUCGUGGCGUUACCCAGACGAUUGGGUGCUGGCCGGCGACUAGCUACCCAAAGGAUAGAGGUAUCCGUCGACUUUGGCGUGCGGGUGCCCGAUGCAACACCAGGAGACACCUCGUCUGCAGAUGACGUGGCAGCUGCCUUGGCCAGAGGUCCACCUGAAUCGCUGCUUUCUGAGCUUCCUUGGGCACAAGCCUUCCAGGUGGAGGAGGUGACCGUACAGACCGCCAACGUGUCAAAUCCCAGAGUUAUCGUCUUUUCCUCUACUUCAAGGCAAAGCAGUGAUUUCUUGGCCUCUUCAACGACAAGCUCCGCAAUGCAGGUACAAACCAGCAGCUCUACAUCCACGUUGUUUUCUUCAAGCACCAACUUGGAAGACAGUGAUAUAGGUGAUAACUUUACGGCAGUCAGCAUUCUGGAGACACCUAUGCAAUGCCAGUUGUCGCUGCGAUUCUUGCCCUUGGCCUUUGGUGCCUUGGCAGCUUUGUCAGCAGGCCUAGCUUUGCGCACUUCCGUUUCGAUCCUAUCAGAUCCACAUCGUCUACUGUGCGAACUUCCCUGGCUGCGCAAGCGCCAUCAGUGGCUGCUUGCCAGAAGCAAGCAAAGCGGCCAUGCGCCGCUGCUGGGCCGCCAGUCCGUGUUGCCAUGGCUCCCAUCCAUUUGUCAUUGGACUUGCGCCAAAUCUUGCUUGACUAGUGACCAGACCAGGUCCUCGUGCAACCGGUGGCAGGUUUGCCAGCACGGCCACCUGUUGGUGAUGCAGCCGAUCUCGGCGCGCGGCAAAGAGAAUGGAGAAGCAAUCACCCUGGUGGCUUCUGCUUGGAACCAGUGGGGAGAAGCUAGCGACUCCCUUCGGUUGCGAUAUGCGGCUCCAACGCGUCUGACUGUGCGACGUGCUCCUGACCCAGAGUUGCCUUCGUGGAGUGAAGCAAGUCCCAAGGAAGAGUGCUGCGAGCUCAAGCUCGAUAUGAGGCCUUUGAGUUCGCGACUCCUUCAAGGCCUCGUGCUGCUCGAGGGAGCUGCUGCUGCAAGUGUGACGAUUGGAUCUUCUGCUGCAGCAGCCCUGCUUGGUAUAGCUGUGCUUUUGGGUUUCCUCGCGAGCAAUUUGCCAAUAAAAAGAUGCCGCCUCACCGUGGCUACGUUGCCUUGGGUCUUUUGCUCUGUGGCCCUGGGUUCAGGGCCGUUUUGCCCAGAGGCGUCUCCAGGUCUUCGUUGGCUAUCACCUGUCGGUGCAACUAUUGGUAUGAUGGGCAGCCUGGCCACUUUCUCCAGCCAUCUCUUUGAGUCUGACCGUUUUGGCUUCUUCUUGACUCAUGCUGCAUCAACAUUGAGUGGCAUUGCUUGCAUGGCGCUGGCGAUUGUGCAGAUACGCAUUCGAAAGUCAGAGGCGAAUUUCGUGAAAACGGACUGGUGGGAUUUGCCAACUCUGCCAGAUGUGGAAAUUGUGUUUGCUGGACAGCUGGCUGCUCUUUUGUUUCUUGUGGCCCUCUCACUACUUCGCGUAGUGCUUGCAGUGUCAGUUCAUCCGUUCGCCCAGCCUUUGCGCGCACCUCAUUUGGCCAAGACUUUGCUUGAGAGGCAACAAAGCACGCGCGACUUCGGUGGAGAGGCGCUGCCAAAGGUGCCGCUCUUCUCACCGCCUCGUAGUGCAGCGCGCAGUGGAGUGCGCCAGGCAGCUCUGAGCCGCAGCACAGGUCAUUUAGGCGAGCAAGAGCCAGAGUCAGAAGAGCAGGAUAUUGAUGCAGCAAACAGCGAAAGCAGUGAUGGUCUUUGUGCAGGGGUCCUCCAGGUUUUGCUCGAAGCAGCUGACUGGCCAGCUAGUCAUUGCUUGACUCCACAUCGAGUGCGCAGCGGAGCACCGCUGAUCCACUGGAAGCUGGUACCACGCUCUUCCGGGCACCAGGACAGAGGUCGCAUGAACUUCAACCCUCCUUUGCGGGAGUUGGCAAGCUCAAGCUCAAGAGCUGCAGAGCCAGCUGAGGGUCAGGAAGAAAAGGAGGAAGAAAAGGAAACACAUGCAAAAGAACAAGAACGGUCUGAACAGGAGGAGAUUGUUGACACAGCAGAGGACAGCUGCAGAGCGGGAGUCUCUGCAGAUCCCCUGAGCUUGGACAGCGCAGCGGCUGCAUCGACACAGGAGCAAUUGAAGAUAGAUGACACUGGCCUUGCAGGUGACGAGAUGCAAGGUGACCAGGAAAGCGUCAAGAGUCAACUGAGUGUUCAAGACGUUCAAGAAGUACAGACGAAGUUGGGGGAUGGAACGAAGCAUUGCCCAGCCAGAGGGAGUCAUGAGGUUGCAAGCGUCACAGCGAGUUGCCAGAGUGGUGAGAGUGACUAAGAGAAAGCAGCAGUCCCACGUUCUGUAGAUAUGCAAGAGGAGUGUUAGUUCAGCUUAGUUCUCGUGCUU
Cladocopium goreaui is the source of this 8151-nucleotide messenger RNA. The record is from the annotation of a GenBank genome assembly. Lineage: Eukaryota; Dinophyceae; Suessiales; Symbiodiniaceae.